AGCUGUGGAGCAGAGAGAAGUAGCAUCACGUUAUCCACUUCCCCUCCAUAAAAAUCACAAACAUUUGAUAUCUGUUCGAUCUAUAUCCAAUCUCAACUCUUUCUCCAGACUCCCGUACAUUAACCACAACUUUUUAUUCGUAAUGAACCUGAAGUUAUUCCAGAUAUAGCAAACUACAGGAUGAUGAUAAACCUCUCAUCUUCUCCACCUGUUGCUGCUUCUUCUUCUAAUUUAUUACUCGCCAGAUUAACAAAUUCAAAGGCACCCACUUCACAAUACCAUACAAGAAACAAAACCACGAUUCCAAAAUCAUCACUUCACUGCUCAUUUUCUUCUUUAAGCUUCUUCGAGAAUCAAUUCCCUCGUGGUAGGAGGGGAAAUUUCAAGCAUCACGCCGUAGCAGGAUUGGAUUUCAGCGCGUUUCAGGAUGCACAGUCAGUUCUUGAGGCAGCUGGAGUAUUGACCGCCAUCAUCAUAGUCCAUGAGAGUGGCCACUUUUUGGCAGCUUAUCUCCAGGGCAUUCAUGUAAGUAAGUUUGCGGUUGGGUUCGGUCCAAUUUUAGCCAGAUUCAAUUCCAAGAAUGUGGAGUAUUCAAUUAGAGCAUUUCCUUUAGGUGGGUAUGUUGGAUUUCCUGAUAAUGACCCGGAUAGUGGUAUUCCACCAGAUGAUAGGAAUCUGCUAAAAAACAGACCUAUUAUGGACAGAAUGUUUGUUAUUUCAGCCGGUGUGAUUGCUAAUAUAGUGUUUGCUUAUGUUAUAAUCUUUUCCCAAAUUAUAUCAGUUGGAUUGCCUGUUCAAGAGGCCUUCCCUGGUGUGCUUGUUCCAGAUGUCAAGCCAUUUUCAGCUGCUAGCCGCGACGGUAUAGCCCCUGGUGACGUCAUUCUAGGUGUUAAUGGAGUUGAUUUCAGCCAAAUGGGGCCUAACUUGGUUUCUGAGGUUGUUGAUGUAAUUAAGAAAAGCCCUACUAGAAAUGUGUUGCUGAAGAUAGGGAGAGGAGAGGAAAGGAUGGACAUCAAUGUCACUCCGGAUAUGAAUUCGGAUGGUACGGGUCGCAUCGGGGUCCAAUUAACGCCGAACUAUAAGGUUUCAAAAGUUAGCCCGAAGAAUAUAUUUGAAGCUUUUGGUUUCACGGGAAGCGAAUUUUGGGGACUUGCGUCUAAUGUGGUGGGCGGUUUGAAACAGACCUUUUUAAACUUCUCUCAGUCUGCAAGUAAGGUUUCAGGCCCGGUCGCGAUUAUAGCUGUUGGUGCUGAGGUGGCAAAGUCAAAUGUUGAUGGUCUAUAUCAAUUUGCUGCAAUUUUGAACCUUAACCUUGCUGUGAUAAAUAUUCUUCCUUUGCCUGCUCUUGAUGGGGGUUCACUGGCAUUGUUACUCAUAGAAGCGGCUAGAGGCGGGCGAAAGCUUCCACUUGAAGUUGAGCAACGUAUUAUGUCAUCCGGAGUAAUGGUCGUCCUAGUUCUUGGAGUUUUCCUUCUUGUGCGAGACACACUCAAUCUUGACUUCAUGAAAGAUUUAUUGUAAUGGUUUGGAGAAGUGUUCAAAUGCAGAUAUCCCAAGGAAAUUGUGCUACGGCCUCCUACCUCCGAGACCUCAAUAUAUAGAACUUUUGAUGGAAAAUUUGGAAACAUUGGCAAGUGAAACAUUACACAGUUUUCCAUUAUCAUCAGUUUGAUGCAUCUCCAGGUGAGCAAACUGAUCCCGCCUUUCUUCAGACACACAUUGACACGUGAUGACGACUUGUAGUAAUCUUAACUUUUUGAGAAUUAAUUCUCAUUCAUGUACCCCUUAACAAGCCACUUCAUGUCUAUUAAACUCUUUCUGACAAUCUAAUAUUACCAAUGGUAAAUUGUUAAAGACUUAAAGGUCCUUGAGUUUUUUUUUUAAAUACAAUGGGGGCGUCCAGACUACUUUUGACCCCCAUAAUUGCCCUCUAGAGGGGGUUCUGAACUAGUGACCGGAAUCAAUUGAACCCGAGAAGGUUGGUCCUGAAGUUCUUAAACAGCUCAUGUGCUUGUGAAUUAUGGUAUCAUUGCUAUGUGAUGUUCGUUGUUGCUGUUUCGCUCUAUAUGAUUAAUUCAUGGGUUGUUUUUCUCUUUUUUUAUGAAGAGACUUUAAAGGCAUCGAUUCUGUUUCUUUUACCUGGUUUUGAAAACAUUCAACACUUGUCUGGGUAACAGCUUUGCAAAAAAACACAAUGUAUAGAGAACCAGGCAAGCCGGGUCAACUUGGAAACGGUUACCGAGUCGCCCCGAUUAGUAUGUUACUUGAAAAAGGCAAUUAUACAGUUAUACCCAUAUUUGUUUUAAGAGAGGUAAACAAAGUAAUCAUGUAAUAUUUUUCAGUCAGAAAAAGAAUAAACACUACUUCCUCAUUCCAUUUACUCGUUUCAACCGUUUGUAAGAUAUUUGAUAGUUGCAAGAGAGGUGGAUAGUGUAAAAAAGCCAAAAAAUUAGAGAAAGAAGAUGAAAAAUUAAUAGAAGUUGGAUACGUAAGAUGAAACAACAAUGCCUAUGUUUUUUAUACAUUUUUAUUUGCAACUAAAAAGGUGAAACAAGUAAUACGUAAUAACUGUUAAGCUACCUUUCAAAAAAAAAACAACUGUUAAGCUAUCUCACGGCAGGAAGCCGGGAAAUGUCACCCAUCCCUGUCUCCCUCAUCAGAAAAGGGUAUCCAUGUCCAUCUGUGUGGUUUAAGCAAAACUUAGAGCUAUCUCUAAUGAGAAUAUGAAUUGCUUAAAAAGGCACUGUCACAUCUGUCAAAAUUGAGGUAAAUUUAGUCUCUCCAACAAUAACGUGUAUAUGGCCUGUGUUGCUGAGCUGGAAACGAAAAACCCCACAAUCUCAACUUCUCUUUCGAUUUUCAGCAAGCCUAGCUCCCUAACAUUGUGACUCAGCAAAAAAAAUAGUUUCCUGGUGAAAUUUCCUGGCGAAAUUUAAGGUGGCAAGUGAAAACAUUUCUGUCAAACUCCUUUUACUUAUUUCAUCUUUGUAUAUGCGUGAAACUCUAAAAGUAAUCCAGAUUUCUUCUUCCUUAUUCGUUUGGUUGAAUUAUGAGUGACAAACACAUUAACAAUGCAAUGGCUUCAUCAUUUUCUCAAUUUGAAUAGUACAUUCCAUUCAUAUUCAUAUAUGUUGAUGAAGGUUUUACUAGAGUCACGUUUUCUCUUUUACGGGAAUGUUAUUAGUUGAGUUACAAUCAAUUUAUUUUGUUCAAAUUGUAGUGUUGAAAACCGAAUACAAUUAAAGACUCUUUGAUCCUCCUACGGAAUCAAAAUAAAUAAUCUACAUGACUUCCGGUUUCAUACUCUGUAUGUAUGUGCCGCGUUGCAGGGCAUGUGUGUGUGUGAAAUAUGCAGAUGUGAAGCGAGUGAGGUGUAACCUGCAUUUCUAGUUAUGCCUUUGAAGAUGAAAAACACUAGCAAAAGAGUUGUUUACUUAUGCAUAAACCUGCGUUUGUUAGUCACUACAACAUCUAACUGGACGACACACUCAACGAUUUCUUUUCGAUUCUUGGUUGAAACAUUAUGGGCAAUCUCAGCAUAGUAUGUCCCAUUGUGCAUCAUUAAGCGUUCCAACUCUUGGACAUUAUGCUUAAGGAACUUCUUGAACUAUGCACAAAAAAAGAUGAUCAUGUUUUUGUUUCCUAAAUAGGAGUAACUACGGCUAAGAUAAUGUCAUGUUUAAACUGCAGUACUACCAAAACAUCAUAAUAAUUACUCAUGUUUAGGGAAUAGAAACAUGACAAUCCUACUUUGAAAUAUACAAACAUUUUUACUUCUAUUUAAGUCAAUUUCCCUAUUUUAUAUAGUAAUUUCUCUAAAUAAGACUAAAAGCUCGUUUGGUAACACUAUAAUUGGUUAAAUCGAGUGAUUUUGUUGAAAUUCAUGAAGUUUUGAUGAAAGUGGCUAGAUUGAUUGAUUCUGCUGAUUUAUGGGGGUAUUAAAAUAUACGGAGUAUUUUAUUAAUAAAAUAAACAAAAAUUAUACUUCGUAUAAAAAAUAGCUAAAAUAAGUUCAACCUUACUUAUUUUUAUUACUUCGUACUAUACAAUUCAGCACGAAAAUUACAUGUUUGGCAAAAAGUUGACUAAGGCAAGCCAAACCCGCUCUAAAAGUGAAUGAAAGUGCACUAGUGGAACUAUACCAUUACACUUACUUAAGUAAGACUUGUUUGAUCAUAUUAUAAAUGUAAAAAUGUUCUCAAUUAGAAAUGAAUUAAUCUUAUUUUAUGAAGAAAACAAUAAUUAUGGUAUUUAUGCAUUUAUGAAUGUUUUAGUUCUAUUUAAAGAUUUUUUUUUGUAUUUUAUACCAUUGACUAAUUAGAGCUUUAUGUAACUGAAUUUUGCUAUUUUUAGACAUGCGAGCCAAACACGCUCUCUGUCGCUACACACGUAUUGAAAUACUUUUGAAAAAGAGGAAAUGUAAAAUGGAGCAUGAUACUCCGUAAAUACUAGUGUGAGGUGAAAAUUGAAAAGGAGUGGAGAAAGAAAAGUGCGGGCGUAAAAAAAUGUAGCAUGAAGCUUGCAAGCCGGGACGAGAAGUAAGCUCACACCUAUCAUUCUAUAAAUCUGCCCAGCAGGCACCUCCCCCUCUCAUCCUUUCCAUCUUUCUCUUUCUCAGCCAUAUCUCUGUUUUCUGUAUUUUCCAUCCAAAAAGAAAACAUUUUGGAUCCCAUCAUUUAUUAGUUCCAACCAAAAACAGAAGAUUGAUCGAUCAGCUAGCUGCUACAUAGGUUGAUGACGUCGUCGGAUGGUGGAGCAAUGAAAAGCGGCGGUCAGGGGAGGAACCGGCAGAUGCUGAAGAAAGGGCCGUGGACGACGGCAGAGGACGCGAUUCUGAUGGAAUACGUGAAGAAGCACGGCGAGGGGAAUUGGAACGCCGUCCAGAGGAACUCCGGGCUGAUGAGGUGCGGUAAGAGCUGUAGGCUAAGGUGGGCCAAUCAUCUCAGGCCUAAUCUGAGGAAGGGCGCCUUUUCUCCCGAGGAAGAACGUCUCAUUGUUCAGCUUCAUUCCAAGCUCGGCAACAAGUGGGCUCGCAUGGCGGCUCAGUUGCCGGGGAGAACAGAUAACGAGAUAAAGAAUUAUUGGAACACUAGGCUAAAGAGGAGGCAGAGAGCUGGAUUACCCAUUUAUCCUCAAGAGAUUCAACCCCAAAACUCAUACUAUCCCAAUGCCCAGAUCCUAAUGUCCACCUCUUCUUCAUCUCCCCUGUCUGCGCUUCUAUCAGCGCCGCCGCCGCCACCCAAGCCCGCCGCCGCUUACAAUCCCUCCAUGUCCAUAUACGACUACAUGUUGGACCGUUCUCCGGCGGCCUUGAAAUCUCCCGCUCCACCUCCCCAUACCCAUAACUCCCAUCAUUUCAAGUUUUUCACACACUCUCCGCACGGUGGUCUUGCUCUGACGUUGGCCUCAUCCUCCUCCUCGGCGGCGGCCAAUAAACAUUUUGGUCCGGCGGCACCGCUUCCGUUCCCGUUCAGCUCCCUCUAUCCAACCUUCGCCGGCGGCGGUUUCUUCGCGGGUCCAACGGGAAUGAACACACAAGAGCAACCUUCAAUCCAAACCGCCGUGCAAACAACGGCCGCCGCCCCGGUAAGAUCUUCCGGGAGUCUUUACCCGGCGGCGCCGACCGACGAGGCUGAGGAUGAUGACUGCGACGAAGCUGACCACCCGGAUUUAUCGCGGAGGAACAGUGGAUUAUUGGACGAAUUAUUGCGCGAGUCUCAUUCUUUGGCGCGAGUACUCAAAAAUUAUUCUCCAGAUGGAAACGGGAAACACAAAUCUACGAUCGGAAAUCAAGAAGUGGUGCUUAGUUUUGGCUGUGAAGAGACAAGGGAAGGUGGAGUUGCAGCGGGGAAGGAGAGUAAUAACAAUAGUUGUGUAAUGGACGAGGAUAUAAUGUGUCUGCUUGACAAUUUUCCACUGGCAGUACAAGCUCCUCCUGAUUGGUAUGAGGAUGGAGAUGAAGAUGGGAACGGUGAUUUUGUGGACAGUGCUAGUGGUGGUGAUGUCGCCGACGCCGUUAGAAAUCACAAAGAAGAUUCGAAAUCGUCAAGCUCAAUCACAACCUCAGAGACGACGUUGUGCUGGAAUAACAUGCCAUGUAUUUCCUAGACUACAGAUAUCUCCUAGAAUUAGCCAGCUUGUGUAUCGUUAUUUAGGUUAUAUAUAUAGUAGAUGAAUAAAAAUACUAUGCUCAAAUUUGGCUACUUCCUUUUUUAUGUGUACCACGAUGUGUCUGAUUUCACAUUCAAUUUUUUUUAAAGGAAAACUAUACUUAUAUUCAA
This is a messenger RNA of Cuscuta epithymum, 6281 nucleotides long. NCBI's taxonomy places the organism in Eukaryota, Viridiplantae, Streptophyta, Magnoliopsida, Solanales, Convolvulaceae. The record is from the annotation of a GenBank genome assembly.